CAGUUUGGUAUGCGAAGCGUUCUAGGAAGGUCAUCGAAUUAUGAUGGACAUUUUGGCACAUCAUUCUCUAAUAGAUCGCGUACUUAAUUGGGUUGAGCGUAAUGAAACUGUAAAGCUUCCGGUUAAGAGUUCGAUAUAUUCGGAUAUUGAUUUGAUUCUCGCCUUUCUUGUUAGGUUGUUAAAUUUCUUAAUUUUUAGUGACACAAUGUAAGAAAAAUUGGUUGGUGUUUCUGAGUUAGGUAGUGAAUGUAUUGAGCAACUAUUGAUUUUUGUAUUCAUUCGUUUUUUUAUAAUCAAAAAUAUUUUUUUUGUCUUAUCUAAUACUCAAUGUUUUUUGGCCAUAGUAGUAGAGCACAUUAUUACAUAAAGUUAAUAAUUAUUAUUACUUCAAAAAAUCACCCUAUAAGUGUUUUUUAACCUUUUUGACAUUACCUAUUUUUAUCUCAACUUUUUUGUUUAUACUAUUUGAAAUUCAUGAAACGAAUAUUCCAAACUAUAUUUAACAAUAUUUUUUUAAAUACGAAUAUUUGUUUACAAUUCCUGGCCUAUUUUUUAUUUAUAGCCCAUUAAUGUAAUUCAUGCCGACAAGAGGAUUUACAUAAAAAUAUCCAUUGACGAUAAACCAUACUUGUUACAGAAAAGAAUAAUUUUUUAAAACUAUUUCUGCAUUUCUUUCUAAAAGUUCUCUUUUUUCCUACAGUGGUGCAAGCACGGUAGCAAUAGAUAAUAAAAUAGAGCAAGCAAUGGAUUUAGUAAAAUCGCACCUUAUGUAUGCAGUUAAAGAAGAAGUUGAUGUAUUAAAAGUGCAAAUUAAAGAACUCUUAGAAAAAAAUCAGAGACUAGAAAUGGAGAAUGAUAUAUUACGAAAAAAUGUUACACCUGACGUUAUAGCUUCACUACCGAAUUCCCAACAGGGCACUGGGCAAUCACCUUCUCCUCAUGCUUCUUAG
Molecule: messenger RNA, 950 nt
Organism: Dimorphilus gyrociliatus
Lineage: Eukaryota; Metazoa; Annelida; Polychaeta; Dinophilidae
Source: the annotation of a GenBank genome assembly